This is a messenger RNA of Sporothrix schenckii 1099-18, 894 nucleotides long. RefSeq names its product ubiquinone biosynthesis protein coq4. Gene Ontology annotation, cellular component: mitochondrial inner membrane; mitochondrion. Gene Ontology annotation, biological process: ubiquinone biosynthetic process. The record is from RefSeq and is a predicted model, not a curated record. Bases 1 to 894 code for a protein of 297 amino acids. Lineage: Eukaryota; Fungi; Ascomycota; Sordariomycetes; Ophiostomatales; Ophiostomataceae. The transcript has 2 exons.
AUGCGGCCCAUACGGUUACCAUCGAGUCGACAGCUUGCGCAGCUGACCCGGCCGGGCACAUUUGUGCCGGUAGAGGCGCUGGUUCACCCGCACAUCCGCGCAUUCUCGGUGCUCAAUCGGCCGCCGCCGCAGUACGACGGCCAUGUUCCACUGACGCUGAUGGAGAAGGGCGCCUUGACGCUGGGCUCAGCCAUUGGCGCCUUUCUCGACCCCAAGCGGGCUGACCUCAUCGCUACACUCGGCGAAGUCUCGGCCGGUCCUGUGGUGCGGCGUCUCCGCGAUACGAUGCUGGCCGAUCCGACCGGCCGCCAGAUCCUGCGUGACCGGCCGCGCAUCACGUCUGCGAGCUGGCCGCUGGGCGAGCUGCUGGCCAUGCCCAAGAACACGGUCGGCUACGUCUACGGGCACUACCGCCAGCGCUACCACAUGUCGCCCGAUGUGCGCGAUGCCGUGCGCUAUGUCGACGGCGCCGAGUGCGCCUACGUGAUCCAGCGCUACCGCGAGUGCCACGACCUGUACCACGCGGUGCUGGGCCUGCCGCCGCAGUACGUCGAGGGCGAGAUUGCGCUCAAGGCCUUUGAGUUUGUCAACACGGGGCUGCCCAUGACGGGGCUGAGCCUUGUGGCCGUGGCCCGGCUCAAGCCCACCGAGCGCCAGCGGUUUUUCCGUAUUUUCCUGCCGUGGGCGCUGCGGAGCGCGCGGCGUGCCAAGCCCAUCAUCAACGUGUACUGGGAGAAGGAGCUGCACACGGACGCGGCCGAGCUGCGGGCGCGUCUGGGCCUCGAGAAGCCGCCGAACCUGCACACAUUGCGGAAGACGGCGAGGAAGCAGAAGCCAGCGACGGAAGAAGGGCCCACAGAAGCGGCGGCAACGGCGACAACGACGACGGCGUAG